AGACAAUAGAUACAAGAAAAGGACAAGUUGUAGGUUUCUUCAUUGCAAAAAAUACGCUUAGAAACAAAUGAUAUCUCGCGUCACUGUACUAGCCUAAUCAAUGGUCCAACUCCACGACUUUCCGAGAAUGAUCCUGAUCAACAAUUUGGCCACAACUUCGUUCGCGCUGACAGACGCUUCUGAACCUGCACUUCCUCCACCGCUUUCCGAGUCUCCGUUUCUAUUUAGCAGCAAACAGCUUUAUGAAAUCUGCGAAGUUUGAAAACCCUUUACUCGACGACAUCAAUGUCGAACAUACUCUGGAAUUUAUAAUAUGUCCGUGAUGUGCUUGAUAGUAGCGCUGUUGUCCUGUUUAUGUACUUACUUCAUUUAGAUCUUGUAACAACUGCAAGAACAAGGGUUUUCAUCCAUCCUCCUUUCAUCACCCGUGCGACGGUCACCUAUCGAAAUCACUGCCGCCAUCCCACGAUUAUUGUGUGUCGACGCCAGCCAUUGCGACCUUCGCAUCGGCCAAGCCUAGUGGGUUGUCAGAUCUUAGAUUGGUGGGAAAAAAUGACGAGGAUCGCUCUAGUACUGCAGCUGAUGCUGGUUCUCCUGGAACAAGAUCUGCCAGUUCUGGUCCAAAAAUAAGCGACACUGAGCAAGGAAUACGAGAAUUCUUGAUUGCAGCAAAAGGAGAAGACGAGGAAGGUUCUGGAGCUACUUCAAAUGAGGCAGGUCGUUCUGCUGGUGAUGCUGGCGGAGGAGUGCCAGACACAUCCUCGCUGUACAUCCCAAUUCGUCCAGAAGGGACGUUGAAGAAGAUCGACACGAUGAUAGAAGAAAUCCAAGGUGGAAAGGGGGGGAUCGCGGACGAGGAAGAUAGAGGUGCUGCAAUAGGUACUGGAGCUGGUGGAAGCGAAGCUGCUGGUGGAAGCGAAGCUGCUGGUGGAAGCGAAGCUGCUGGUGGAAGCGAAGCUGCUGGUGGAAGCGAAGAUCCUAAUACAGACGAAUCUUCAGAACAAACGAGGCCAGACACUCCAGAGACAAUCAAACUCAUAGAGACUGAAGCUGUGCCAGCAUUGCGGAGCAACAUCAAGGCCUUCGGUCAGUGUGAGCAAGAAGCCCACAAAAUUCGAGAAUGGAUAUCGGAAACUGUGACGGAGUGUCGACAUAUCACGCACAAAAAGGGACUGUAUAGUCAAGAGUUAAGGCUCCUGCUCUAAUAACUAAGUACUUGUUCUUAGUCAACAUUGAUUGAUCGUCUUUGUCGAUCUUCGCUUCCAUUUUGCCUUAGGCUAUCCUCAUGAGGCACCAUCAUGUCUUUGCGACUCCGGCACCUAGCCCUAGAAAACGAUAACGAGGUUGCCCCCGCUGUAUUGUUGACAUUGAAGUUUAUCUAGCAUCGAUCCCACCUCUAAAGUCCGAAAGGGCCAAGGAGCUGCAGACGGCAGAGCGGCUUUUGAGCCCAUUCGAAGCAGAAACAGUUGCCUUGGGAAAAUGGUUGCGAGCAGGGAAAGGUAAGUUAGAGGAGAAGUUGCAAGCGCUACUGGAUCGGCUCAAGAAAGGCGGAGGCGAAGAUGUCGUUUACGCUCCUUGCGACACAAAGAAGGGGCCGCCGCCUCGACCCUGGUGCAAUUUUUUCAAGGAUCCUAUGUUGGAACGCGAAGGAGGAGAUGAUGAGGAGGGCGGCUCGUGUCCCAUGAGGAAUCCUGAGGAUCCGAUACCUCGAUUAACGGGUAAAUUAGCGCUAACUGGUGCAUUUCGAGGAAAUCUUGUGGCAGUGACGAAAGUAGACUCUUGAUUCCUUUGUUAGAAUUUCAAAAUUUGUUGCAAGGCGUGAGGAGUUGCGAUUCUCGCGAAGUCGGG
This is a messenger RNA of Amoebophrya sp. A25, 1848 nucleotides long. NCBI's taxonomy places the organism in Eukaryota, Dinophyceae, Syndiniales, Amoebophryaceae. The record is from the annotation of a GenBank genome assembly.